Molecule: messenger RNA, 1692 nt
Organism: Cyanidioschyzon merolae strain 10D
Lineage: Eukaryota; Rhodophyta; Bangiophyceae; Cyanidiales; Cyanidiaceae
Product: probable electron transport flavoprotein
Exons: 1
Coding region: 1-1692 (563 amino acids)
Cellular component (GO): mitochondrion
Molecular function (GO): flavin adenine dinucleotide binding; electron transfer activity
Source: RefSeq, a predicted model, not a curated record
AUGACGCUGGUUUGGAGCUCGCUCACUCGUGCGAUCAAGCAAGACCUAUCUCGGGGGAGAGUCUUGUGCACCAGGUGCGUCUCUGUAGCGGCGGACGAACGCAGCUGUGGAGAGAGCCUCGCGUGCUCUCCGAGGCGGGGUACACUCUGGACUAUGGACAGGUGCCUCCGACGUUGCCGGGAGCGCAAUCUUUUGGCCUCUUUUCGUGGGACGAGUGCCGCUGCAUUGAAACAUUCGCUCUCUCAGCUGUGGAAAGCGUGCGCACACCAGCGUUACAGCGGUACGCGUGUCGUCAAACGGAGCUGCAGCUGCGGUGUGGACUACCCGGACGAGCGGCCUACCACUGACGUGCAGCACGCGAGCACCACAGAAACUUUGCAGUUGGCGGAGACAACAAGGCAUGGGACUGGCGCAUGUGCGGCUCUGGUGCACCAGCGAAUACCGCCAUACGAAGCUAGUUAUUCGGCAUUGGCGGCCAGGUAUGCCGAGCGGGCUCCUACUCUAGGCAGCGACUUGACGCCGGCAACUCGAGUGCUCCAGUUUCGAUCAGCGCGUAAGCAUGACCGGCGGUUAGAAACGCGACGUUACCUGGAGCACUUUACCAGGGGCUUUGCAGAUGCACGCGUUUCUCCUUCGGUUCUCGUUUUAGCAGAGCAUGCCCGCGGGAAUGUCGCGCCUGCAACCUGGGCUGCAUUACGAGCAGCCCAGCAGGUAUGCGGGGGCACGUUGUCGAGCAACGGCAACGACGCCAAACAAACUGGACAUAUUGAGGUUCUCGUCUUCGAUCGCGUGGAUUCAGAUAUGGGGGCGGUUCUAAAACAGCUCGCUCAGGUUGACGGUGUAUCGCGACUCGUUCUCGUUUGUGAUGGGCACUGCAGGUAUCCCGUUGCCGAGAUGCUGGCCCCUGUCAUUGCCCGCUGGAGUGCAGAGCAAGGCUAUUCGCACGUGUUCACUGGCGGGAGUACUUUUGGCAAAAAUAUUCUACCACGCGCAGCAGGUAUCCUGGGCAUCCAGCCGCUCUCAGAUAUCAUGCAGGUGUGUUCGCCAUGGGAAUUCGUGCGUCCGUUGUAUGCGGGGAGCAUUCUGGCCCGCGUACGCUUGGUACCUCCCUCUGAACCGUCAUCUAAGACUGGAUGGCGUUGCUGGGCGACUAUUCGGGGUACCGCUUUCGAGGCCGCGCAACUUCGCCACGAUGACGCCUGUCCAACUGAACUCGACAUCACAGACAAGGCAAGGCAGUAUCUCCAAGACGCCGCACCGCCAGCCGUGGAGUGGUUGCAGCAGACGGGCGCUAACGCCGAAAGGCCGCGCUUGGAAAGCGCCCACAUCGUUGUUACCGGUGGCCGUGGCCUCCGCGACGCCGAGCACUUUCAAGCCUUUGUGAUGGAGCUUGCAGACCGUCUGGGGGCAGCCGUUGGCGCCACGCGGGCGGCUGUUGAUGCCGGCAUGUGUGCCAAUGAACUUCAGGUCGGGCAGACAGGCAAGGUUGUUGCACCAGAGCUCUACAUCGCCGUGGGCGUGAGUGGUGCCGUCCAGCACCUUGCGGGCAUGAAAGACAGCAAGGUCAUCAUCGCCAUCAAUAAUGACCCAGAGGCCCCGAUUUUCCAAGCAGCCGACUACGGCCUCGUCGGUGACCUGUUUGAGAUCAUGCCCGCUCUUUUAGAGAAAUUAUCUAACUCGCAUAAAAAAUAG